Messenger RNA from Candidozyma auris, 1551 nucleotides. RefSeq names its product F-box protein. The transcript has a single exon. Gene Ontology annotation, molecular function: protein binding. NCBI's taxonomy places the organism in Eukaryota, Fungi, Ascomycota, Pichiomycetes, Serinales, Metschnikowiaceae. The record is from RefSeq and is a predicted model, not a curated record. The coding region runs from base 1 to 1551 and encodes 516 amino acids.
AUGACGGGAUCAGACCAAAGUUUGUCGUUUACCGAGCUCCCAACAGAGAUAUACAUAUGCAUAUUGAAAUACCUACAUUUUGAGGAUUGGGUGGCCUUGACGAUGGUCAACCGAAAACUCAGGCUGAUUCUCGAUACGCCACUCUUCUUAAACAUGAUAUAUGAGAUGACGUUUGGAAAGGCAAUGGACGAUUUCUGUCUCAGAUCGACUCCCGUAUCCAAAAGUGUACCACAUAAAGUGUUUCGCUUUUUGGCAAUGCUAAACGAGAAUAAUGCUUCCGUGCGUCCUUCACUACGACUACUUAAACAGCCUGAGGCAAUUCUACCCAUUGCCUCCAUGAUGGAGAGCAAUGAGGAACGAUUACUCCAGCUUAUAAAAUCAUUACUGGAAGAAAAAUGUCUUGAUUUGACAACAUAUGCCUUUUUGAGGAAGAUCUUUCAGUUGCAGAACUAUGAAAUUGCCAAUAGAUAUUUUGAAAAGCAAGAUUAUGGAGAGCACAGCGAAGAAAAUUUCUUCCAGAUCACCCGAUACUCUUCGGAUUUUUUACAUCACGCCAAGUAUAGAGACCGUAUUCACACAAAAAUCCAUAAAGCCUUGGAUAACAUACAAGGACUCCAGAGAAAGAAAGGAACCUUGAAAUUUCAGAAUAAGGCGGUGUACAGUCAGUUCUUGAAAACAUUCAUGACAACCGUACUUCAUCAGCUUCCUAGUGGGCCAAUGGAGCAAAGAUGGGUGACAAUUCUUGCGCUUUACGCUGGGAAACUAACGAGUGACCAAAAGGGCUUGAGGCAACUUUUUGUGAUCCAUCUUCUCAAAAGAUUUGUCGAGGAACGAUUGUUCAACAGGUACGACAUUGUCAUUGGCGAUCAGCCUAUUGAUGUGCUGCCUGAAAUUAAGAACAAAAUACUUCUAUUAGGAGAGGAUGCCAUUUUGUACAACGAUAGCAAAAUCAAGCAGAUGAGCACGCGUACCUUGAGAAAAUGGGGACUUCUUCGCCACGAUGCCUACCCUGAGAAUCUCUUUGAUUUCGAAUUUCUCUACAACGACAUCAGGCUCCAGGAUCUCACGCCAGAGAAGAAUUGGGCUCUCACUGUGCCUAGCUCGUACACCUUCGAACACGUCAAAGAAAUCUGCGUAUACUCAAGGAUCAAUACUGAACAGUAUGCCAAAUCUAUAAACUUAAAGCCAGACUUAAAUGCGUGCCUCAAUGACGGUAAAUUUCUUUUCAGACGAGGAGACUUAGUCAUGAGUCAUUUCCACGGCAUAGUGGGUGUUGUCGCAGAGGAUACGCCACUAGAGAGCGAAAUGAUGAAUAUCAAUGGCAUCAACUCUGGAAUCACGGAUCUGUUCCGGCGCGGUGAUUUUAAGAAAAUCGAACCCACAGACGUUUCUGUUUCCAGAGAAGGACUCCAAGAUUUCGUGUACUGGCUUACACGAAAUGACUCCUUUAUUCACCUUAUUGGUACUAAGUACACGCACUUGGUGCUAGAGAAUGACGGAUUUAGGCUAAUUGCAUCUCAACAUACGACACCUUUUCGCAUUGAGUGGUGA